AUGGCGGUGAGUCUACGUAAUGGCAGAGAUCUGGAUGUAGAGCAAGAGAGGGCUCAAGAAACUAGACAGGCUGAGACACUUAUACCAGUGCCUAUUGAGCUGGAUGAGUCAACGAAACGGAUAGAGAAGAGACCUCCUGCACCUUUCCCUCAGAGGCUGGCUAAGUACCAAAAGGAGGAGCAAUACAAGAAGUUCUUUGAAAUGCUGAAACAAAUCCAAGUAAACAUACCAUUGAUUGAAGCUUUGAAAGAGAUGCAUGAUGCAGUGGUGACAAGACCAAUUGCAGAAAAGCUGUCUGACCCAGGGAGCUUUACAAUUCCAUGCACUAUUGGUAAUUUUACUUUUGCUAAAGCACUGUGUGAUCUAAGGGCCAGCAUCAAUCUUAUGCCCCUGGCGAUUUAUAAGAGGCUGGGCAUUGGAAGAGAUAGACCCACCUCUAUGUUGUUGCAGCUGGCUGACAGGACUGUAGGGAAAUUUGUAUUCCCUGCAGAUUUUGUGAUCUUAGACUGCAAAGUGGAUGAAGAGAUUCCCAAAGACCAUUCUUUGCCACAGGGAGAGCUCUCAUUGAUUGUGAAACCGGGGAGCUCAAGAUGA
Messenger RNA from Nicotiana tabacum (common tobacco), 594 nucleotides. The record is from RefSeq and is a predicted model, not a curated record. Lineage: Eukaryota; Viridiplantae; Streptophyta; Magnoliopsida; Solanales; Solanaceae.